CGGCCAACAGGAGGCGGAGCUGAGACGCUCCGCAGGGAUAUAAACGCAAAGCAGCAGCCGCGCUGCAGCAGGAAUGAACAACAAUAUCAGGAGACACUUCGAGCACAGAGCAAGAUACUCUUUUGAUCUCUCGAUAUUUUUCUUCACUUAACAUAAGGUUUCAGGGUCAGGAAGAUGGCCACCUCAGCAAGUUCAAAGCUGAGCAAAGCUGUUAAGCAGCUCUACAUGGAUCUCCCUCAGGGAGAAAAGGUCCAAGCCAUGUACAUAUGGAUCGAUGGAACAGGAGAGGGACUGAGAUGCAAGACCAGAACCUUGGAUUUCGAACCGAAAUCCAUCGACGAUCUUCCUGAGUGGAAUUUUGACGGCUCCAGCACGUACCAAUCAGAGGGCUCCAACAGCGACAUGUACCUCAUUCCGGCGGCCAUGUUCAGGGAUCCCUUCAGAAAGGACCCCAACAAGUUGGUCCUCUGUGAGGUGCUGAAAUACAACCGUAAGCCAGCAGAAACCAACUUGCGGCGGAGCUGUAAACAGAUCAUGAGGAUGGUGGAGAACAACCACCCAUGGUUCGGCAUGGAGCAGGAAUACACCAUCCUGGGGACAGACGGACAUCCCUUCGGCUGGCCCUCCAAUGGCUUCCCAGGACCACAAGGACCUUAUUAUUGUGGCGUUGGAGCCGAUAAAGCGUACGGACGGGACAUAGUGGAGGCCCACUACAGAGCCUGUCUGUACGCGGGGGUCCAGAUCUGUGGAACGAAUGCUGAAGUCAUGCCUGCUCAGUGGGAGUUCCAGGUCGGCCCCUGUGAAGGCAUCAACAUGGGGGACCACCUCUGGAUCGCUCGCUUCAUCCUGCACAGAGUCUGUGAGGAUUUCGGCGUGGUGGUUUCAUUUGACCCCAAACCCAUCUCAGGGAACUGGAACGGCGCUGGGUGCCACACCAACUUCAGCACAAAGGAGAUGCGUGAGGAGGGGGGACUCAAAGUCAUCGAGGAGUCGAUUGACAGACUGGCAAAGAGACACAUGUACCACAUACGGGCUUACGACCCCAAAGGCGGGCUCGACAACGCCAGGCGCCUGACUGGUCAUCACGAAACCUCAAAUAUCGAUGAAUUCUCCGCCGGCGUGGCCAACCGCGGAGCCAGCAUUCGCAUCCCCCGUUUGGUGGGACAGGAGAAGAAGGGCUACUUCGAAGACCGCCGUCCGUCCGCCAACUGUGACCCCUACAUGGUCACAGAGGCGCUGGUGCGCACCUGCGUGCUGAAAGAAGAAGGCGACGAGCCAACAGACUACAAUAAAUGAGUGAUCCACCAGGAAGUGUCACUAUUUAUACUGUAUUUAGUCAUGCGUCUAUUUUAAGACUCAGUAGAAAGACUUUAUUCGUCUUUAAUUUUGUACUUGACAGAUGAAAUAGUUGAGGUGUCCCUUCAUGAAGUUGUACGCAUCAACUGGCACAAUCACUGCCUUCUAUCACUAGUGGGUUUAUGUUACAGUAUUAAGUGAUCCUUUCUUUAGUUGUCCAACAUCACGAUCUCUUUAACUUCUACUAAUGUAAACUAUUAAAGUGCCUCAGCUGUUUGCUGUUGCCCUUAAUAACUCUCAGCCAAAGGAUCCUAAAGGCAUUUGAAUGUUUCAGCGACCUUUGACCUCCAUUUACGGUUGGGUCGCCGUCAAAAA
Molecule: messenger RNA, 1671 nt
Organism: Cyprinodon variegatus (sheepshead minnow)
Lineage: Eukaryota; Metazoa; Chordata; Actinopteri; Cyprinodontiformes; Cyprinodontidae
Gene: glulb
Product: glutamine synthetase-like
Exons: 7
Coding region: 175-1296 (373 amino acids)
Cellular component (GO): cytoplasm
Molecular function (GO): glutamine synthetase activity
Source: RefSeq, a predicted model, not a curated record